UCACUAACAAACUCGGCAAAAAAAGAACGAGGGAAAGCAUGUGAUAUUUUUUUUCAAAUAUAAUUUUUUUUUAGCUCAAGAGCAAUUUAUGCAAAAAGAGAAAUUCAUCUAUAAAAAUCAAGUCGGUUUUUGUGAACCCCUUACCAUCGAAAUGGUCGCCAGUUUAGUUACAAAAGAAAUCCAUCGCUUACUGGAGCCUAGGUUACGUUUGCAACCUAAAAAGCUAAGUUUUGAUUUAUACACCAGGCGAAAUCCUUAUGAAAGGCAAAUAUUGAACACGGGAGAUGAGAAAGCCUUAAUCAGUUCACAUUUUAACAGUUCUUGGCCAGUAAGAUUGUCUAUACACGGAUGGAAUGGUCGAACAACUACAUGUUCAAAUGCCGCUAUUAAGGACGCAUAUCUUGAGCGGGGCGAUUUUAAUAUGAUUUUGGUUGAUUGGAGUGACUACGCUCACGAUAUCAACUAUAUUCGUGUAGUUGUGGGAAUUUUUGAAAUUUCCACCAAAUUAAACGAAUUUACUCGUUUUCUUCACGAAGUAGCGGACGUAUCCUACGCGGAGAUGUACUUAAUUGGCCAUAGCGCUGGCUGUCAUAUAGCUGGUGUUGCUGGCAAACUUCUAAAACCCGACAGGUAUGGUGCCAUUUACGCUUUGGAUACCUCUGGUGUCAUUCAUAUGCGUCUUAAUGAGAAAUGGCGUUUAACAGCGAACGAUGCGAUCUACGUUGAAUCCAUACAAACUGAUAUUGCCUUAUUGGGUUUUACGUCAUCCGGCGUAGGACACGCAUCAUUCUAUCCUAAUUGGGGUUUGGGUCAGCCACAUUGUCCGAAUGUAAACAAAAUGGAACCGUACUUUGCCUGCGAUCAUUUUGGUGCUCUCUAUUAUUUCGUUGAAUCUAUACGAAAUUCGACAGCAUUUGGAUCAAUUAAAUGUAAAAAUUUCGAUAGUAUUUUAAUGCAAAAAUGCAAUUGUGGUAAGGCUCGAAAGGAAUGUCCAGCGCAAGUGUAUAUGGGUGGCGAGCCGGCCGUACAUAAACGGGGAAUAUUUUAUGUAAGCACGCGCGGAGAAAUGCCUUUCGGUAAUGGCGAUGUGUGUUUAAUGAAACGACCACUUCGUCCUACCGUAUUGCGAAUCCAAUUGUUGAUGCUUUUUCAAUUUUCGAUUCAUCUGGGAAAGAUAUUUUCAAAGGACCUAUUGGAUUACCCGGGAACUUCAAAGAUAUGACUUUUAACAUACGGAAUUUUAUAGUCAUCAUUGAUGGUCUUGGCGCAGAAGAACAAUUAAAUAAAGAGCCUCAGAACGAUAUUUUCGUAGCGCUUAAUAUUUAAACUGCUGGCUGUUUCCCACCAUGGUAUGCCGUACGUCCAAAUUAUUUGGAGGAUACUCUUAUCUAAAAAGGCAAUUAUGAUCGAAAUUAAGACACAAUUCUGAAACUAUCAGCUGACAAAAUAUGCCGUUUUUUAAGUUAAAUUGUUAGCGUUUGGCUUUUGUGCACAGCCUUUCCACAUUAGUCUCAACAUGUAAGUCGCAACAUUUCACCCAAUGAAUUGUGUCAUUCAUCGUAAUUGAAAGAAAAGAAUAUUUGCUCAGCAUGAACGUUAUAUGCGUAUUCCAGCGUUACUCUUGACAUCCUUUUGAUUUAGUUAAAGCGAUGAAAAUAAAAUUUGUUAUGCCUCUAUGCCUAUCUUGAUAUUUUGCAGUUCAAAGAUAAUCAGCAAUCGAAAAAGUUAACGUGAACGUAGAGUGCUAGGUUCAAUACCCUUUCCAUCUUCAAUCUAUACACAUUUACAUUAUCACAUCAUAUUAGUGAUAAGGACACCUGUAAGUGUCUUCUUUCUUUUACUUGUAUUAUUUUAAAAGCAGGUCAUGAGAACGCAACCUCAUACUUUUCAAGCAUCCCCACUUGUUACUGUUUAUUUUGGUGAAUUUUUUUGAUUUUGGUUUUUGUUAUUUCAUUUUAGUUUUUUUAUAUCCUGCACCACUCUUGG
This is a messenger RNA of Glossina fuscipes, 1986 nucleotides long. RefSeq names its product probable phospholipase A1 magnifin. The transcript is spliced from 4 exons. Gene Ontology annotation, molecular function: lipase activity. The coding region runs from base 89 to 1222 and encodes 377 amino acids. NCBI's taxonomy places the organism in Eukaryota, Metazoa, Arthropoda, Insecta, Diptera, Glossinidae. Gene Ontology annotation, biological process: lipid metabolic process. The record is from RefSeq and is a predicted model, not a curated record.